Bicyclus anynana (squinting bush brown) is the source of this 1346-nucleotide messenger RNA. Its product is annotated as ADP,ATP carrier protein-like. Bases 1 to 936 code for a protein of 311 amino acids. The record is from RefSeq and is a predicted model, not a curated record. The transcript is spliced from 4 exons. Gene Ontology annotation, cellular component: mitochondrial inner membrane. Gene Ontology annotation, molecular function: ATP:ADP antiporter activity. Lineage: Eukaryota; Metazoa; Arthropoda; Insecta; Lepidoptera; Nymphalidae. Gene Ontology annotation, biological process: mitochondrial ADP transmembrane transport; mitochondrial ATP transmembrane transport.
AUGUCCAAGAAAGAAGGCAAAGAUGGGGGCAAAGAUGGAGGCAAAGCUCCAGACACCUCCGCAUUUGUUAAGGAUUUUAUCGCCGGUGGAGUCUCGGCAGCGGUGUCAAAAACAGCAAUGGCACCCAUGGAACGAGUCAAGUUGAUUUUACAAGUUCAACAUGUAUCUAAACAAAUAGCUGAAGAUAAACGUUACAAAGGUAUUGUCGAUGCUUUUAUACGUAUACCUAAAGAGCAAGGCCUGGCAUCAUUGUGGCGAGGCAAUACGGCUAACGUGAUUCGGUAUUUUCCUACGCAGGCUUUAAACUUUGCCUUUAAGGACGUGUAUAAGAAAAUUUUUCUUGAAGGAGUUGAUAAAAAUAAACAAUUUUGGACGUAUUUUGCUGGAAACUUGGCAUCUGGUGGCGCUGCGGGCGCAACGUCUCUGUGCUUCGUGUAUCCAUUGGAUUUUGCACGAACCAGGUUAGCAGCGGAUGUCGGCAAAGGGAAAGCAAAAGAAUUUAACGGUUUAGUUGACUGUUUAAUGAAAACCAUAAAGACUGAUGGUCCGCUGGGCUGGUAUAGAGGCUUCGUUGUCUCUGUGCAGGGUAUCAUAAUAUACCGUGCCACUUAUUUCGGAUUGUACGACACUGCGCGAGGAAUGCUGGCCGAUUCUAAAAACACUUCACUAUUUUUCACUUGGUUGAUUGCUCAGACAGUGACGACAAUUGCAGGAAUCACGUCCUAUCCCCUCGACACGGUGAGACGGCGAAUGAUGAUGCAGUCCGGGCGACCGGUGCACGAACGCAUUUACAAAAACACACUCCACUGUUGGGCAGUCAUCCUUAAAACAGAAGGACCAGGCGCUUUCUUUAAAGGUGCCUUCUCAAAUGUUCUGAGAGGUACUGGCGGUGCAUUCGUCUUGGUGCUGUACGAUGAAAUCAAGAAACUGCUUUGAAAUUAUCACCAAUGGCUUAAAAGCCGUGAUAAAGUUUUGAAUGUCUUUGGAUUUCCUGCGUGUGAGUUUAAAACAUACAGAUAUAUGUCUUGUUGUUAAUGCCGCUUUGUUUAAUACAUUAUAAUGUUCGUUUUUUUAUUUAUUUUUUUCAUUUUAUUCUUUAAACAAAGUUAGGCAAAGUUAGGCAUUUUAUUUUGAUGCGUUGAUAACUUAUAUAAUGCAUUUGCUCGUAAAGUAUCGCUUAUUUCACCAAUUUCAAUCUGUAAUGUAUCUCAUUACGUACAUGUACCGUAAUGUAAAGUAAAAUGCACAUGCGCCGUAAUCUAUACUUUCUUUUCUUUUUAUCUAUAUUUCCAAAAUAACUAUCAUGGGGUGGUUAGUAAUCUAUACUGAUGCCAAAAAUGCAAUCA